This is a messenger RNA of Antechinus flavipes (yellow-footed antechinus), 946 nucleotides long. It is a transcript of the gene ATRAID, whose product is annotated as all-trans retinoic acid induced differentiation factor. The coding region runs from base 37 to 723 and encodes 228 amino acids. Gene Ontology annotation, biological process: positive regulation of osteoblast differentiation. The transcript has 7 exons. NCBI's taxonomy places the organism in Eukaryota, Metazoa, Chordata, Mammalia, Dasyuromorphia, Dasyuridae. The record is from RefSeq and is a predicted model, not a curated record. Gene Ontology annotation, cellular component: intracellular membrane-bounded organelle.
UAUCAACGUCAUGCUCUAAGGGAAGAGGGAGAAAAAAUGGCGCCUGUGUGUCUGAGCCGAUCUCUGGGCUGGUUGUCUAGGGCCAUACCCCUUCUCCUCGCUCUGAGCGCGGGAAGGGCCCCGGCGCUGCCCGAGAUAUGCAAAUACUGUCCAGGGCCUGUAUAUGACAAGUCAGAGGUUGACCUUUAUUGUAAACAGAGACAAGAGUUAAAGCUGAACGCACGUUGCUGUCUGACCAAACAGGGCACCAUUGUGGGACUCGAUCUUCAGAACUGUUCCCUGAAAGAACUGGACCCACUCUUUACUGAGGCCCAUUCUGCCAUUGUUCUGGACUUACAAGCCAACCCCUUCCUGAAUAUAUCUCCCUCAGUCUUUCGUAACUUCACUGAGCUCCAGAUACUGGUGCUGCCGCGAAAAGUAGACUGUCCUGGAGGAAGUAAUGCGUGGGAUAAUAUCACCUGUGGCCCUGACAGCUGUACCUGCCAUGGGCAAAUUCAGUGCAAUAGUACUGUAGAGCCAGCUUUGUGUCCUGAGAAUGCAUAUUGUGUCUCUGAUGGCCCAGGCCUCUUCCAGUGUCUUUGUACUACUGGCUUCCAUGGCUACAAGUGUUUACGUGAGGGCUCCUUCCCACUCCUCAUGUUCUCUGGAAUUCUGGGCACUACCACGUUUUGCAUCUCCAUCUUGCUCUGGGGGACCCAGCUUCGCAAAAUCAAAGCUUCCUGAACCCGGUCUUCCUAUGGAACUAAAAAAAGUAUAAGCUCUUACGUGGUUGUUACAGCCAGUUUCCUUGCACAGACAGCUCGGAUCUUGACCCGCGGUGCAGGAAAGUAGAGGGUGGAGAGGAGAGCUUUCCUACAGAUGGUCUGGCUGGUUCUAGAUCAGGCUUGAAGUUAGAAGUGUUUGUAAAGGAAGUUGGGUCCUAAUAAAACCCCUCUUUUUAAGGAAA